AUGAAAAACAUCAUUAACAAUGGCAACACAAAGCUCAUUCUUCUUCAUCCUUACAUCCAAAAACAAACAAAUCCAAAUCGCCUCUGGCUAAUCGCUCUCGUCUCGGUGUUCACCAUAGCCUCCCUGCUAACCCUAGUCUACACCCGUGAAUCCUUCCACACAACCACCACCACCACCACGACCAUCACCGCCACCGCCACCAACCACCACCACCACCACGAACCACUUCCCAAAUCGGUGAUCAAAGCCCUCAUCCACUAUGCUGCCACCGCCAACACCACAAAUCACAUGUCACAAACUGACAUCAAACAAAUCUCCGAUGUCUUAAAACAAUGCACCACCCCGUGUAACCUCCUUGUAUUCGGGCUAACGCCAGAGACCCUCCUCUGGAACGCCUUGAACCACCACGGACGGACGGUGUUCAUUGACGAAAACCGCUACUAUGCCGCCUACGUGGAGGAGAAGUUCCCGGAGAUUGAAGCUUAUGAUGUUCAAUACACCACAAAAAUAAGUGAACUUAAAGAACUUAUCACUUCCGUUCGAGAACAAACACGUAACGAAUGUCGACCGGUGCAAAAUCUUUUAUUUUCUGAUUGUAAAAUUGGAUUAAAUGAUCUUCCUAAUCAAUUAUAUGAAUUGGAUUGGGAUGUGAUUUUAGUGGAUGGUCCACGUGGAUAUUGGCCGGAGGGCCCAGGGAGUAUAUCAGCCAUCUUCACCGCCGGUGUACUUGCCCGGAGCAAAAAAGGUGGCAACCAUAAAACACAUGUUUUUGUGCAUGAUUACAAUAGAGAAGUUGAAAGAGUGUCUAGUGAAGAGUUUUUAUGUAAAGAGAAUUUGAUCAAGUCUUCUAAUGAUUUGUUGGCUCAUUUUGUGGUGGAGAGAGUGGUGGACCAAGGCGGCAGAAACCAGUUUUGUAACAGCCAUCCGGCGGCAUCCUAG
Lactuca virosa is the source of this 939-nucleotide messenger RNA. The record is from the annotation of a GenBank genome assembly. NCBI's taxonomy places the organism in Eukaryota, Viridiplantae, Streptophyta, Magnoliopsida, Asterales, Asteraceae.